GACCCCUACGGUUCUAGGUUCUAAACCCUACCGCCGGCGAGUUAGAAAAGGAAAAGGAGAAUCGAAAUGGAAAAUUUCAGUGAAAUUUCAAAAAUUCAGGGGUCAAGGCACCUGAAUUUGAAGAAAUCGUUCAAGCUCGGAUUACGUUCUCUCCUCACAGCUUGCUCCAAAGAGGAAUUCUGCAAAGCUUUUCCGAAGUUUACCGACCCCGAGAAAGACCGCCUCCAUCGCCUAUUCAUUGAGGUUAUUUCUUCUUUACAUGGAAAUAUAGAGGAUCAGGUCGAGUCAUUGUGUCUUGAAACACAGGCAGGAACCAUACUUGAUACUGUUGAGCAGCAUGUAGAAGAACAACAAUUGGACCUGUUAUUUGCUGAGAAGAGUAAUAUUGGAGCAAUUAGACCAUCUUUGUUAGAGGUAAAGAAGAAUGAGAUCCACUACUUGACAGGUAUUUUGGAGAAGGCAGAAGAGCAAAAUCGUCUCAUGAGUUCUCAUCUUGAUCUCCUAAAGAAAAAAAAGCAAGAUGUCUCAGGUGUUGCAGAUGUUGUUGACAAGUUGUGGAUGGAUAUUAGGAGCUAUGAGAUUGGCAACAAUACUGGCUCGUGAUCCUCACUAACUUCCGGUUUUAGUUUAUUGCAUAUGGCCUUUCAACUUCUGUGCAGUUCUCGACUUUGCUGAGCAUUGGAGUUGAUCUUUGUUGCAUAUACAUCUUCUUGGCAGGGUAUCAUAAACAAAUAGCUUAGGCUUGUUGAUAAGGUCCUGCUUAUUCCCUCUUCUGAGCUGCUAAUGAGGUUAGCAGAUCAGUACUGCAAAAUUCCGUCAAGCACCAACUGAUGGUUGAUUUUCUAUUAUGACCCUGAAUUCUCUUGGCUUUUAAGAUAGCAAUGGAAAGAUUAUUUUGCUAUUUGUUAAUA
Coffea eugenioides is the source of this 911-nucleotide messenger RNA. RefSeq lists its product as uncharacterized. The record is from RefSeq and is a predicted model, not a curated record. The transcript is spliced from 8 exons. Lineage: Eukaryota; Viridiplantae; Streptophyta; Magnoliopsida; Gentianales; Rubiaceae. Bases 67 to 603 code for a protein of 178 amino acids. Gene Ontology annotation, biological process: chromosome segregation. Gene Ontology annotation, cellular component: MIS12/MIND type complex.